UUUGUCAGCUUUCUCCUACUGUAAUCUCCACCCCUUCGAGAUGUGUUGCCCAAAGGGAACCAACCAAAAGGAUCACUUCCUUGCAUCUCAUCACCCGUCCCCGCACGAAGCAACUUUUCUCGAGGCCGAGAGCUUGUUUUCUUUCUCGCUUGUCCCGUUUGGGAGACUUGCUUACUUUCGAGGUUCCGACCUCAUCCUCACUUUACCCCCGGACGCCAUGAGACAGAAGUCUCAGACGCCGACGGAUCGUUGGUAUACGUAACCUCGCCCUUGAUUGACAACCAAAGCGAAGCCUGUUUGACCGUGUGAAGAGUUGCGUAGCUAGAAAUUCAGUAUAAGAUGCCUGCUCCGUCUUCGACUUUCUAAAUCGUCCUCUCUAAACACGUCUUAAAGUACACAAAUCUCAUCCCGGUCCAGUUAUACACCACCUCAUCCUUCACCGCACAUACCGCCUCUUAUUCUUGUCAAGACACUCAAGAUGGCCACCUACCUAAUCACCCAGGCCACCGGCCAGCAAAGCCGCUGGGUCGUCUCGCACCUACUCGCCGCCGGCGCCAAAAUCCACGCCGUGGUACGCGACCUCCAAAAGGUCCCCCCAGUCCUGCAGGACCCGAACGUCACCCUCUUCCAAGGCGAGAGCAAGAACUUCGAAGAUGUCCUUCAAGCGGCGCGCGGCUGCAAGGGCGUCUUCCUCAACACCGUCCCAUUCCCUGGGUUGGAAGUCCUGCAGGCCAAAACCAUCGUCGAGGCGUGCCGGGAGGCCGGCGUCGAGGGCAUCGUCGCGGCCACGGCCAACGGCACGGCCAACAAGGCCAUGUGGGACGACGACGCGACCAGGGAGAUGCAGCUGCACGGCUACUUCUCCUCCAAGGAGGCUGUCGAAGACAUCGUCAGAGCCGGGGGGUUCCAGGUGUACACCAUCCUCCGUCCGGCCGUCCUCCAUCACGACUUCUUCCUGCCGGGCUCCCUCAUGAAUUUCCCCCGCCUCUCCACGCACGGGGACCUGGAUCACCUUCUCGAAGACGGCGCCCGCGUGCCGUACACGGACACGAGCGACGUUGGAAAGUACGCGGCGGCAGCUCUGCAGGACCCGGAGACGUUCGGCGGUCAGGAGAUCGAUCUCGGAAACGAGCUGCUCACCAUCGAGGAGGUGCGCGACAUCCUCGUCAGGGUCAGCGGAAGGGAGGUCGGGGUGGUGAAGCGGACCGAACAAGAGGUGGAAGAGCUGGGCAUCAGCGUCUUCGGCCAGAAGUUCCAUCUCAUGUCGAACGUCAAGGAUCUCAGCUGGACCACAACCGUCGCCAAGGGAGCCCAGGAGAAGUUUGGAAUACCCUUCACCUCGCUGGAGGCGGCGUUGCAGAGGGACAGAGCGCUGCUCUUGGAGUGUCUGCCGGCCAACUAGGCUUCCAAAGGUCUCUUUUUGUUUGCUACUGACGCUUCUUGGAACAUUCAAGCGGAGAUUUUUCCGGGUACGUUGUCAAGUGGGAAUAAUCAUGGUUGACGUGGGAGGAAACGGCCCGUCUGACAU
Molecule: messenger RNA, 1528 nt
Organism: Colletotrichum destructivum
Lineage: Eukaryota; Fungi; Ascomycota; Sordariomycetes; Glomerellales; Glomerellaceae
Product: Putative NmrA-like domain, NAD(P)-binding domain superfamily
Exons: 1
Coding region: 479-1402 (307 amino acids)
Cellular component (GO): nucleus
Source: RefSeq, a predicted model, not a curated record